Eleginops maclovinus (Patagonian blennie) is the source of this 2652-nucleotide messenger RNA. RefSeq names its product upstream binding transcription factor, like (gene ubtfl). The transcript is spliced from 20 exons. Lineage: Eukaryota; Metazoa; Chordata; Actinopteri; Perciformes; Eleginopidae. The record is from RefSeq and is a predicted model, not a curated record. The coding region runs from base 201 to 2309 and encodes 702 amino acids.
UCCUCCCCCUGCGGCGCGGGGCGGAGUUUCAUACCGGACUAGACGCUCCUUUUGUCGGAUCCGUUUCGAGCUGACUCCCCGGGGUUUACGGCUGAAAAACACAUACUUUGAAAGCACCAAAACAACUCAAACGAGCCCCGCGGUGUGCAGAAUCUCCCCGGGUUUCUGUCUCGACCUGCAGAGGGAAGGGGUCACACUGCAUGAUGAAUGGCAGCAGUGUCUCGACGUCUCAGAGCGCCAGGAUCAAGAAUGAACCAGACUCCUGGUCUCAGCAGGACUGCCUCACUCUGCUGGAGAGGAUCCGCUCUCUGCUUCCGGACGUUGAUGCCAUGAAGUAUAAGACCACAGAGUCUCACUUCGACUGGGACAAGGUCCGCUUCGGGGUCUUCACCGGGGAGAUGUGCCGCAGCAAGUGGCUCAAAGUCUCCACAGAGGUGCGUAAGUACCGAACGAUGACGGAGAUCAUCGUAGAUGCCACAGAUUUCGUGAAGAAUCCGUAUAAAGGCAAAAAACUGAAGACUCAUCCGGACUUCCCUAAGAAACCCCUGACUCCAUACUUCCGCUUCUUCAUGGAGAAACGAGCUAAGUACGCCAAGAUCCACCCGGAGAUGAGCAACCUGGACCUGACCAAGAUCCUGUCCAAGAAGUACAAGGAGCUGCCUGACAAGAAGAAGCAAAAGUACAUCACAGAGUUCCAGCGGGAGAAAGAGGAGUUUGAGAAGAACAUGGCGCGGUUCAAGGAGGAUCAUCCUGAUCUGAUCGAAGAGAAGAAGAAGUCCGACCUGCCGGAGAAACCCAAAACUCCCCAACAGCUGUGGUACAACCACGAGAAGAAGACCUACCUGAAGCUGCACCCCGAGGUCAGUCAGAAGGAGCUGAAGGAGGCUCUGAGGAGACAGUGGUCCCAGCUCUCUGACAAGAGGAGACUCAAGUGGAUCAGCAAGGCCCUGGAGCUGCAGAAAGAUUACGAGGGCAGUAUGAGGGCAUAUCAUGAGGCUCACCCUGACUUCUCCUCCGAUGAUCAUGUGCGGUCCGUCCUCACUAAAGCAGAGAGACAGCUGAAGGACAAGUUUGAUGGACGGCCGACAAAACCGCCACCGAACGGGUACUCCCUGUACUGUGCGGAGCUGAUGGUGAACAUGAAGGACGUUCCGAGCACGGAGCGGAUGGUGCUCUGCAGCAAGCAGUGGAAGAUGAUGACGCAGAAAGAGAAGGACAUGUUCCAGAAGCGCUGCGAACAGAGGAAGAAGCAGUACGACGUUGACCUGCAGAGGUUUCUGGAGAGUCUCCCGGAUGAGGAGCGAGACCGGGUGAUGGGCGAGGAGAAACUGGGCGGGUCCAGAAUGGGAGGGGGUGUGGCCUCCAGCCCACACAGAGCAAAGUCUCCUUCUGUCAAGGCGUCUCAGGAGCGUGUUCAGGAGACAGAAACAUGGACGCCGGCGGCGAAGCGGGACGGGAAGAAGGCGGCGAAGCUUCCUGAGACGCCUAAAACAGCGGAGGAGAUGUGGCAGCACAGCGUGAUUGGAGACUACCUGGCCAAAUACAGAAGCGACCGCAGGAAGGCGCAGGCAGCGAUGGAGGCGACCUGGAAGUCAAUGGAGAAGAAAGAGAAGAUCCCGUGGAUCAAGAAGGCGGCGGAGGACCAGAAGCGUUACGAGGUUCAGUACCAACCUGUGAGGGAGCUACUGGAGAUGAGACCUCCAACUGCAGCUCAGAGGAAACCAAAGUUUGAAGGAGAACCAAAAAAACCUCCAGUGAGCGGGUAUCAGAUGUUUUCCCAGGAGCUGCUGACCAAUGGGGAGCUGAACCAUUUCAGCCUGAAGGAGCGCAUGGUGGAGAUCGGGAAAAGGUGGCACAAGCUGAGCCAGAUCCAGAAGGACAAGUACAAGAAGCAGGUGGAGGAGCAGCAGGGGGGCUACAAGCUGGAGCUGGAGGCCUGGAUCAAGGCUCUGUCUCCUCAGGACCGAGCCGUCUACAAGCAGUUCUCCUCCACCAAGCGGCGCAGCAGCACGAAGGCCCGCAGCCCCCCCCCCUCUAAGGUGUGUGUGACGGUGAAGAAGGCGUCGAGCAGCCGAGUGACGGCGCAGACCCUCAGUGUGAACAAGAGGAGCAUGGCCUACAGAGCCAAGCAGGACAUGUCCGACUCAGACGAGGAGAAGAGCGAUUCGUCUGACUCUGAUGACGACGACGAGACGUCAGGAAGCACAGACAGUGAAGACGAAGAGGAUGACGAGAAUGACGAGGAGGAAGACGAGGAUGAUGAAGAUCAAAGCUCCUCAGAGGAAUCCAGCGACUCUGAAUCUGACUAGCUCCACCCCCUCCGCCUCAUUGGAUAGGACAGGCUGUGCAGGACACGCCUCCUCACCUGCCGAUCAUCAAGGCGGACCAAUGAGAGCUGGCGGCAAUCGGAGGGGCGGAGCCUGACAGCGUUUUGUUACUGUUUCUGUUUUUAUGGAGUGUUUGUUUUUAUCUGACAGACAGUCAGCUGUUCGGUUUUGGAGCAGUGAUGGGAGGUGGGGCUUGAAAAGUUUGACAGCCGGGCUUAGGGGAUCCUAUUGGAUGUUUGUUACUGCUGAGGGAGGAGCCAGUGUUCAACCUCCAAUCAGCCGCCUUCCCGAGAAAAUUAUUAACAAAUAAAUGCACUUUUUCUCA